This is a messenger RNA of Sordaria macrospora k-hell, 2955 nucleotides long. RefSeq lists its product as uncharacterized. Gene Ontology annotation, cellular component: nuclear exosome (RNase complex); cytoplasmic exosome (RNase complex). NCBI's taxonomy places the organism in Eukaryota, Fungi, Ascomycota, Sordariomycetes, Sordariales, Sordariaceae. Gene Ontology annotation, biological process: rRNA catabolic process. Gene Ontology annotation, molecular function: RNA binding; 3'-5'-RNA exonuclease activity; endonuclease activity. The record is from RefSeq and is a predicted model, not a curated record.
AUGGCCAGCUUAAAGAGAUCCUUCGAGUCCGACCCGUUCGCCCAGAACAUUUCGAGCAAGGUCUACGUGCGCUCGACCAAGAGUGGCAAGGUGCAGAAGAUUGUGCGCGAGGUCUACCUCCGUCAAGAUAUCCCCUGCUCGUCCAAGCUCUGCAAUUCCUGCCUCAAGAUCGCACCCAGAGAUGCCGCCAACCGGCCGAUUCCCUUCGUCCUCUCCGAAAAACCCGCCGGCACCAGCGUCUUCACACAAGGCCACUACAUCGUCCCCGACACCAAUGCCUUCCUCAGCGCCAUGGACCUGUUCGAGCAGAGCUCCGCCUUCUACGAUGUCGUAGUCCUACAGGUUGUUCUCGAGGAAGUCCGCGCCCGCUCGCUGCCGCUGUACAACCGACUCAUUAGCUUGACCAAGAGCGAAGACAAGCGAUUCUACGUCUUUUUCAACGAGUUCCGCCUUGAGACCUACGUCACCCGCGAAGAGGGCGAGUCCGUCAACGAUCGCAACGACCGCGCCGUGCGCAAAGCCGUUAAGUGGUAUAACGAACAUCUCUCCAAGACAUCCAAGAAGGCACCCGCCGUGGUUAUGCUGAGUAAUGAUCGCGACAAUCUGCGGAAGGCCAAGGAGGACGACAUCCCGGCCUACUCUCUGGCGGACUAUGUCAGACAGCUCAAGGAUGGCGAUCAGCUUCUGGACAUGAUCCCCGAAGUGGAGGAGCGUGAUGCUCUUAUCGAAAAGAAACCCGGACAGUUCCUUUACCCCGAAUACUACACACUGUCCAAGAUGAACACGGGCGUCAAGAAUGGCUUGUUGCACCAGGGCAUCUUCAACGUCUCGCCUUACAACUACCUGGAAGGCUCCAUCAGAGUCCCUGCGUUCCCCAAGGCGCUACUAAUACUGGGCAGAGAAAACAUCAACCGCGCUGUUGACGGUGACUUGGUUGUGGUGGAAGUUCUGCCAAAGGACCAGUGGAAGGAACCCUCAACCAAGGUCAUUGAGGAGGAGACUGUCACAAAGAACGAGAACCCAGACACAGAAGAGGGAUCGGACCUGAUCUCAGAAAAGGAGCGCAAGGCGCUGCAAGAAGAGGCGAAGCGGACGUUGGCCAAGACCACCGAAGGCCAUGCUCUGCCAACCGCAAAGGUUGUUGGUAUAAUCAAGCGGAACUGGCGUCAGUAUGUCGGCCAUAUCGACCAGUCUUCAGUCAGUUCGUCAGGGCAAGGGCGGAAGCAAGACAGUGUUUUUGUUAUCCCGAUGGACAAGAAGAUUCCCAAGAUCCGUCUACGCACCAGGCAGGUCGCCGAGCUCCUUGGAAAGAGGAUUCUCGUCACGAUCGAUGCUUGGGACAGGACAUCUCGCCACCCGACCGGUCACUUUGUCCGGUCUCUUGGUGAGCUCGAGACGAAGGCUGCUGAGACAGAGGCUUUGUUGCUUGAGUACGAUGUUCAGUAUAGGCCCUUCCCCAAGACUGUCCUUGACUGUCUCCCCAAGGAGGGUCACGAUUGGAAGGUGCCCGCAAGUAUGGACGACCCAGGAUGGAGAGACAGACAGGACCUCCGGGACCUUCUUAUCUGCAGUAUCGAUCCUAUCGGUUGUCAGGAUAUUGACGAUGCGCUCCACGCUCGCGCUCUUCCUAACGGCAAUUUCGAGGUUGGUGUGCACAUUGCUGAUGUGUCCCACUUCGUGAAGCCCAACAAUGCCAUGGAUACCGAAGCCAGCAUUCGUGGCACAACUGUCUACCUGGUCGAUAAGCGUAUUGACAUGUUGCCUAUGCUGUUGGGUACUGAUCUCUGCUCGCUCAAGCCCUACGUCGAGCGUUACGCUUUCUCCGUCAUCUGGGAGAUGAACUCCAACGCCGACAUUGUCGGCUCGAGGUUCACCAAGUCGGUCAUCAAGUCUCGUGAGGCCUUCAGCUACGAGCAAGCACAGCUCCGCAUCGACGACGCUUCGCAACAAGACGAGCUUACCAACAGCAUCCGGACGCUACUUGAGCUCUCCAAGAAGCUGAAGCAGAAGAGGUUGGACGCCGGUGCUCUCAGUCUCUCGUCCCCCGAGAUCAAGGUCCACAUGGAGUCCGAGACUUCCGAUCCCAUUGACGUCAAGACCAAGGAGCACCUGCCCACCAUGUCUCUCGUCGAAGAGUUCAUGCUUCUCGCCAACACCAGCGUGGCCGCCAAGAUCUACGAGGCCUUCCCGCAAACCGCCAUCCUCCGUCGCCACGCGGCCCCGCCCAAGACCAACUUCGACGAGCUCGCCAACCAGCUGCGCGUCAAGAAGGGUCUCGACCUCUCCGUCGAGUCCUCGCGCGCCCUCGCCGACAGCCUCGACCUCUGCGUCGACCCCAAGGAGCCUUUCUUCAACACGCUCAUCCGCAUCAUGGCCACGCGCUGCAUGAUGUCCGCCGAGUACUUUUGCUCCGGCACGCAAUCCUACCCCGAGUUCCGCCAUUAUGGUCUCGCGUCCGAGAUCUACACCCAUUUCACCUCGCCCAUCCGCCGCUACGCCGAUCUGAUGGCCCAUCGCCAGCUCGCCGCCGCCAUUGAGUACGAGGCCGUCCACCCGGCCGUCCGCUCGCGCGGCCGCCUCGAGGCUGUGUGCAAGAACAUCAACGUGCGCCACCGCAACGCGCAGCUGGCCGGCCGCGCAUCCAUCGCUUACUACGUCGGUCAGGCUCUGCGCGGUAAAGCCACGGAGGAGGACGGCUUCGUCAUGAAGAUCUUCAGCAACGGCUUUGUGGUGCUGGUGCCGAGGUUCGGCAUCGAGAGCUUGAUUCGCCUGCGCGACCUGGCGGAGCCGGAGCCGGCGGCGACGUACGACGCUGAGACGUACACGCUUACGACGUCGGGGAGCAGGGAGGUCAAGGUGGAGCUGUUCCAGAAGGUUAGGGUCAGGGUGACGGAUCAGAAGGAUGAGACGACGGGGAAGAGGGGCGUCAAGAUGGAGCUUGUUAGUACUUAUUAG